Messenger RNA from Camponotus floridanus (Florida carpenter ant), 2442 nucleotides. RefSeq names its product dual specificity mitogen-activated protein kinase kinase 4. The transcript is spliced from 9 exons. Gene Ontology annotation, biological process: protein phosphorylation; MAPK cascade. The record is from RefSeq and is a predicted model, not a curated record. The coding region runs from base 354 to 1673 and encodes 439 amino acids. Gene Ontology annotation, molecular function: ATP binding; JUN kinase kinase activity. NCBI's taxonomy places the organism in Eukaryota, Metazoa, Arthropoda, Insecta, Hymenoptera, Formicidae.
CUACGCGAGAUCCGCCGUAUUGUACUGUAUACCUUGUGCACGGUCGUACUCGUCGAGUAGCCAAAUGUUCGCGACGAACGAGUUUACGUUAACGUUUCGCGGUAAUUAACGGGAAGGAGAGGAGGUUAACGCAACUUGGCGACUCGUUAUCGACUCGAAGAGAGAGAGAGAAAGAGAGAAGGAGAGACAAGAUUCCUCGUCCGCAUCUGCACAAGAGAUCCCACAAAUGGUGCGACUGCCAUGUAACGUCAGGUUGUUGAGAUCUUGCGAGGAGAGGAUCUUCUAGGAAGGGAAGAGAGCUCCUUUCACGAGGCGGUUUCGCGCUGUUGAGAGCAGAACUCGCGGGAUCCAGAAUGGCGGAGAACCAGGCAAACUCAUCGGGACAAGUCGGCCAAGGUUCUGGCAGAUCUUUCAACUUUCCACGAAUGGAUUUUCGAACGAACAACGAUGUCCAGAACGAGAUGUCGGAGAGGCGAAGACAGCUGAAACUUAGUUUUCAAACACAGGGCAAUAAUUUGUCGUUUGCCAAUUCCACAAAUUCCUCAUUGUCGAAUUCAACGGGAGCCACAGCACAAUGUCCACCAAUAUCCUCUCGUCCAAGCCUGCCUUUAUCUCUACCUAAGCUGCCAGCUCGACCUCGCAAUAUAAUACAGCAGCAAGAGUUUCUUCCUGAUAAGGCAAGAGACAAACUGCGAAUGUGCCAGUCUAUGCAAAGUACCGGUAAAUUGCAAUUAUCUUCAGACAUGGUUUAUGAUUUUACAAGCGAAGAUCUUCAGGAUCUUGGAGAAAUAGGACGAGGGGGAUUUGGAACUGUAAAUAAGAUGAUUCAUAGGAUAAGCAAUACUGUUAUGGCUGUGAAGAGAAUUCGUUCUACCGUGGAUGAAAGAGAACAAAAGCAAUUAUUAAUGGACUUGGAAGUUGUGAUGAAGUCAAAUGAGUGUCCAUGUAUCGUGCAAUUUUAUGGAGCUUUAUUUAAAGAGGGAGAUUGUUGGAUUUGCAUGGAACUUAUGGAUACGUCAUUAGAUAAGUUUUACAAGUUCAUCUAUGAGAGAUUAAAUGAAAGGAUACCAGAAUGUAUUCUAGGCAAAAUUACAGUGGCUACUGUAAAAGCAUUAAAUUACCUCAAGGAGAAACUAAGAAUAAUUCACAGAGAUGUGAAACCUAGUAAUAUUUUGUUGGAUCGAGGAGGUAAUAUAAAAUUGUGCGACUUUGGUAUAUCUGGUCAACUCGUAGAUUCAAUCGCAAGGACCCGGGACGCUGGUUGUAGACCGUAUAUGGCUCCGGAAAGGAUAGAUCCGCAACGUGCGCGUGGUUACGAUGUGAGAAGCGACGUAUGGUCGUUGGGUAUCACGCUGAUGGAAGUUGCCACAGGGUACUUUCCAUAUCCGAAAUGGAACUCUGUCUUUGAACAGCUCUAUCAAGUGGUACAAGGUGAUCCACCGCGACUUUCUCCUAAUGAGAACGGAAAUCACUUCACUAUGGACUUUGUGAAUUUUGUGAAUACGUGUUUAAUUAAGGAAGAGACGCAGCGACCCAAGUACAAUAAAUUGCUGGAACAUCCGUUCAUCAGACGAGCGGAGGAAGCAAUGAUCGACGUUGCGGCUUACAUUAGCGGAAUUUUGGACAAUAUGGCUAAUAACGGAGUGACGCCAUUCACUACGAAUCAACCUUAAGAAUUGGCAAGAGCGACGAUAACGAGAGUGCGUCAUCGCAUCAUAGUACCGCGGUUUUUCUCCUCAGACUCUCACUCUUUGAAUAUGAACGGUAUUAUCGCGCAUUCCAACGAUUUAACGUAGGUAGCGAAAUCGACGACCGUUCUCGCCAUCGUAUAUCGUCGUCUCGCUCUUAAAAUUGUACUCUUAUGGACUCAAAACGGUCAUGCGAUAGAGAACGCGUAGAGAUGUGUAUUGAAACAAGCUGGCGAGUUUCGUUAAAUAUUGAAUGAUGGCGCAUACAUUGUCUUUUUCUCCUGUUGCGUCAUCUUUAUUUCAUUAUCUUUUUCUCUCUCUCUUACUCGCAUUCAAUAUAACUUUAAAUAUCGCGUCCCGAAAAGAUUCUCCUCUUCGAGUUUUAUAAUUCUCGAUAACGGCGUGACGCUAAAUGAUAAAUUUUCAGCAAAUCAUAUGUAUGCGUAAGGUAUUUGUAUAUAUACACAUGUAUAUGCAUAUGUAUAUGUAUAUAUGUAUAUAUAUAUAUAUAUAUGUAUAAUUAUAUCUUGCCUUGUAUAAUAAAUCUUGAUUUCCACGAUUUUUUUAAGCAGCGUUACAGGAGCGAAAGAUACUCUAGGCGAAUUAUUCUAGCCAAAUUGAUAUCGAUGAUCAUCCGGGUAUCGACCGUUUUUUGAUGAUUUUCUUAGGACAGGUUUAAAUACGAGUAUCUCAAAUGUUAGGAGUGCUGUAAUGUAAUGGAAAUAAAUCAUUGACACUCACAGAGCGAAAAACA